AUGCUAGGUGAUCGAGAAUUGGUGCAGUCUGAUCGUGUAGAGAUGACUUUCCUCGAGGACACUGGAGUUGCUCGACUUGUGAUCCGAAAAGCCAGCCAACCUGACUCGGGUCAAUACACCUGCGUGGCUUCAGUAGAUGUGGUUGAACCAAAGACAGGGAGACGACUCUCGAAGACAAUCACUUCCAGCUCAUCUGUUAUUGUUGAAGCAACCCCUUCACACAGCUCUACGCUGCAAUUUAUCAAAGCAGUGGAAAUUAAGCUCAGGCAAGCAGAGGAGGAGCAUAUUAUAGAGUAA
This is a messenger RNA of Protopolystoma xenopodis, 297 nucleotides long. The record is from the annotation of a GenBank genome assembly. NCBI's taxonomy places the organism in Eukaryota, Metazoa, Platyhelminthes, Monogenea, Polystomatidea, Polystomatidae.